This is a messenger RNA of Penicillium diatomitis, 2730 nucleotides long. RefSeq names its product putative MFS monosaccharide transporter. Gene Ontology annotation, molecular function: transmembrane transporter activity. Bases 1 to 2730 code for a protein of 909 amino acids. The record is from RefSeq and is a predicted model, not a curated record. Gene Ontology annotation, biological process: transmembrane transport. NCBI's taxonomy places the organism in Eukaryota, Fungi, Ascomycota, Eurotiomycetes, Eurotiales, Aspergillaceae. The transcript has 4 exons.
AUGGACACCCGUCGACCAGUGACCCUGGGGGCCUCGAUCACCGUCUUCGUAAUCGCCUCAAUAUUCGUCGCCUUGCGGUUUGUAUCGCGCAUCUUCAUUGUACGGAAAGUUGGGUUACACGAUUAUGUGAUGUUGCUGGCCUGGGUGCUCGACUUUGGUUUUUCCUUUUCUCUGUUUUAUGCGACCAAGUACGGAUUGGGAUUGCACUCUUCGGAGAUCCCUUUCGAGGACCAAUUUGCCCUGAACAAGGCGACCUAUGCGUUCACGGUGCUCUAUAACCCGGCGCUCAUGGCUGUCAAAACCUCGAUCCUCAUCUUUUAUCUGACUUUGACUCGCAAUAACAAGAUCUUCCAAAUAGCAAACUACGUCACCCUAGCGGUCGUCAAUGCGGCAGGCUUUGCGUUGACCAUGGUCAAUGUCUUCCAGUGCCAUCCCUUUUCCGCCUCGUUUGUGCCGGGUGUGCCCAAUGGCGCGACCUGCAUCGACAUUGUCACUCUAUAUCUUUCAUCGUCGCCUGUCAAUAUCGUGACGGACCUCGCCAUUCUGUUUCUGCCAAUUCCAAUAUUGACGCAGAUGCGACUUCCUUUUAAGCAAAAGGUGAUCCUGGUUGUGACGUUUAGUUUCGGUUUCUUUGUCGCCGUGGUGGAUGUCAUCCGUAUUGCCUUCCUUCAAAGAGCCGCAAUCUCGAAGUCCCUUGCCCUGAAAACGAUCCACCUGCAGAACAACACGGACGCCGAUUUCAGCUGGUAUGCCUCAUUAUCCUUUAUGUGGUCCGUCGUCGAAGUCAAUAUUUCCAUCAUCUGCGGCUGUGUUCCUAGUCUCAAACCACUGGUAACUCGCCUCAUGCCCAAAUUGAUUCGCGACACUGGAGAUCCAUCAACUACUCCACGCAGCCACUACGCGGUCAAUGAGAGUCCGAUCACGGUUCCUCCUCUCAUCGCGGGCCCGAGCCCUUUCACCAGAACCCCCGAGGCGUCACCCUCUUCCAGUGUAGGAAGCAAGCCUUCGCAGACAGGCAGCAGGAGUCUUUCCCCUCGCCGGAGAAGCAGACAGGCAUCCGACCAGCCGAUGGACAUGUUGGAUUUCUUGACCGAACCGGGCCACCCAAUUGGCGAUGUGGAAACAAAUACUCGAACCAGUGCGUCGUAUCCACCCGACAUCACCUUUUUCGACUUUGUCAAUAUGAAGACGCCUGCCAGUAUGCUCAAAUUGAACAACCGUGAAUCCAUCCCACCCAUCGCUUUGGCAACACUCCUGUUCUUCCUGUGGGGAUUCGCCUACGGCCUGCUUGACACUCUGAACACGCAAUUCCUGCGGAUCGUUCGACUCGACGCGUGGCACUCGUUGGGGUUACACUGCGCCUAUUUCGGGGGAUACGCUUUGGGACCGCUUCUGGUGGGACGACCGGUUUUGAAGACCUGGGGAUUCAAGGCUACCUUCAUCACUGGGUUAUGCAUAUAUGCCUGUGGGGCACUGAUCUUUUGGCCCUCCGCGGUGCUAACGUCCACGGUCGCCUUUACCAUCUCCAACUUUAUUGUCGGGUUUGGGUUGGCUGUUUUGGAAACAGCGGCGAACCCUUUUAUCGCUUUGUGUGGUCCCCAGGAGAAUUCGGAAAUCCGUCUCAAUAUUUCGCAAGGUGUACAAGCGAUUGGCAGUGUGCUGUCACCACUCCUGGCACAGAAAGUCUUGUUCAAGGAUGUCAAAGAUGUGGCGUCUCUUGUGGACGUGCAAUGGACGUACCUUGGGAUCGCCUUUUUCGACGUGCUGCUCGCAGUCGCGUUCUAUUACCUCCCUGUCCCCGAAGCGUCCGACGAGGACUUGGAGGAAUUGGCCAACCGGCGCAAACACGACAAUCAGACCAAAGUGAUCGGUAUUCCGGUUGUGUGGCUCACUCUGGCUCUGGGUGUCUGGUCGCAAUUUUUCUACGUAGGGGCCCAGGAGGUUCUCUCUACGAGUUUGGAGCGUUUUGUUGCCAACGCCGAUCCGAGCUCCUCGCUCACUCCAUUUGACUAUCUCACCGUUGGCCAUAGUGUCUUUGCUGCCGGUCGGUUUCUAGCCGCAUUCGUUCAGUGGUUCAUUAAGCCACGCUGGUUCCUCAUGGCCUCGUAUCUCGGCGUGAUUGUGUUCACUGCGCUUUCAAUGAGGACAUCAGGUUCAACGGCCAUUAUUAUGACCAUGUUCAUCUACCUCUUUGAGAGCGGCAUCUUCAGCACCAUCUUUGCAAUCUCUCUCCGUGGCACAGCUCAACAUACCAAAACAGCCUCCGCCAUCCUUGCCACCGCAAUUAGCGGUGGCGCCUUUUUUCCGUUCGCCGAAUACGCCGUUUACCUCUCCCAUGGCCAGCCUUAUUCAUGGUCUAUCCUCGUCUCACUCUUCGCCGCCGGCGCCAUCUUCCCGCUCUACCUCAACUUUGUCCCCACCGCCCAAAAACAAGUCGACCCAGUUCCAAACGAAUACCUCCGUCGACAUCGUCGAAAAAGAUCGAAGCCCUCUGUGGCUAAGCAGCAGGAGAAACAGACCCACACAGAAGGCGGUGUUCUUUCUCAACCGCGCAGCUUUGUCUCCGAAACCGACAUGUUGCCCGAUUUGCCCACGCCACGCGAAGUGCAUCUGAGUCCACGGACUCGAAGUGCAGAUGCAGUCCACGACGACUCUUCAUCGAGCUCACGCGGCCAGUCGCAGUCUUCGAGCCAAGAUGGUGGGAAGAAGGUGGAAUUCGCAGAGACGUGA